Eucalyptus grandis is the source of this 783-nucleotide messenger RNA. RefSeq names its product serine carboxypeptidase-like 48. Gene Ontology annotation, molecular function: serine-type carboxypeptidase activity. The record is from RefSeq and is a predicted model, not a curated record. NCBI's taxonomy places the organism in Eukaryota, Viridiplantae, Streptophyta, Magnoliopsida, Myrtales, Myrtaceae. Gene Ontology annotation, cellular component: vacuole. Gene Ontology annotation, biological process: proteolysis.
AAACCAAGAUUCAGCUCGUUAUAAUUCAUCAAGUUCUGGUCACGACUCUCUGUCCUGUCUUUUGUCCAAUUUUUUAGGAUGUUCUACUUCUUCUUUGACUCACGGAACAGCGCAAAUGACCCGGUAGUCAUUUGGUUAACCGGAGGGCCUGGAUGUAGCUGUUCAUUGGCACUGUUCUAUGAGAACGGCCCUUUUCAUAUUGCCAACAACUUGUCUCUUGUGUGGAAUGAUUAUGGUUGGGACCAGGUGUCGAAUCUCAUCUUCGUCGAUCAGCCUACUGGAACUGGUUUCAGUUACUCCACUGACGAGCGUGACAUUCGACAUGAUGAGCAAGGUGUCAGCAAUGACUUAUACGACUUCUUGCAGGCGUUCUUUGCAGCGCAUCCUCAACUUGUCAAGAACGAUUUUUACAUAACCGGAGAAUCAUACGCUGGGCACUACAUUCCUGCUUUUGCUGCUCGUGUUCAGCAAGGGAACAAGGCAAAGGAAGGAAUUCACAUAAACUUAAAGGGGUUUGCAAUUGGCAAUGGCCUAACCAAUCCUGAGAUCCAGUAUGAAGCAUACACAGAUUAUGCUUUAAACAUGAAGUUAAUCACAGAGUCCGAUCAUGACAGCAUAAACACAAUGCUCCCAGAAUGCAAACAAGGGAUUAAACAGUGUGCUACCAAGGGUGGAGAUGCCUGUGAGUUAGCAUUGAUCGAUUGCAACGGUAUUUUCAAUGAGAUCAGGGACAUUACAGGGAACAUAAACGUAUCUAUUUUUCCCCUGACAGAAGCUUUCUAA